GACUCGAUCUCUUCCACUUGUUGACACGGUAUUGGUUGUCAGUUUGGUUUAGUAAAGAAAGUGGCCGUUUAGCGUGAGGCAAUAGGUUAUUUAUAUCUGUGUGUAAUGAACACCAAGCACCUUGACCCUCCAGUAAAAUACCAGAACCAGCAGAAAUGUUGUCCCUCGAUCGGGAAACCACAAUUUCAUGAAGCAGUCGUAGGCCUACGUUCCUCCACAGGUGCUGAGACAGUUAGCUUUAGCGACGAAGCGUCAACAGCUAGCCGCCUGGUUUUAUAAAUAGUUGCACAGGCUGUUUGUUUCAUCCGACUGACACUCGACACCAGGGGAUCUUUGAAGCCUGCAUGCUAACCCAAGCCCUCGGUUUGUUCCCAAUGGUGGACCCUCGCUCUGGGACCAGUCCGCUAUUUCGGUCUGGACUCCGGCACCGAGUUCCGGUGGCCGCUUCUGUGAUCCGCCGCUCGGAGGCCCCACAGUGGACUAUACAAAGUUUUGUUUUUGCUGUUUUUUGUGUUUAUUUGGAAGUAACGGACUGGCCUCAAGACUCGUUGACAGUUUGCUAGCAGAUUAAAGUUCCCAAGGCCUGUUUUAAAGGAUACAUUUUUGAGGAUUUUUUAAAAAAAAUGGAAGAGUGGAGGGACAUCACAGAUUUCAACAGUUCAAGUUUUCCGAACAGACGACGCCCGAGAUCCACAAUGUCUUAGGAACACCCCAGCAGCUUCCCACACUGAGCCACUGCCCCUGGCUGCAGCGUGCACAUCCCACCGCGACAUUCGCCUGGACUUUGGCGACCUGUGUGCAAAGGGUUGAAUUCGCAUGAAGGACUUGUUGCCGACCCAGGGGACCGUGAUCUGUGCGUUGGCGUCAUGAACUCGGCGGAGAAGCGCCACUCGGGUCGGCGGAGCGGCGGCCCCCGGAAGCACAGCGACGGCGGCUACAGCGACACCUCCAGCGCCGGGUCGUUCCCGGACGACACGGACCGCGAGGUCAGUAACCUGACGGACCGCGCCUUCAGGAGUCUGUGCAUCGGAGACGAGGCCGUCUACAACGACUCGGACCUCUCGGCCGCCUCGCCCUCCGGGCGGACAGAGAGACAGCAGGCCUUCUGCCAGGGCGGCCGGGGCUGGAAGAGGGAGGACGCCAAGAGAGCGGCCCCGGAGCGCUACGGCCCGGAGUGGCUGCCUGGAGCCGAGAGCCAGGGGGACCCAGGCUGGGCGGGAACCCUGGACGGGAGGACGGGGGGGCGGGUGUCUGAAACAUUCCAGCAUGCCCUCAUGGAUGGGUCACUUCACCAGAGGUCUCUGAACAGAGAGCCGGUGUCUCCUCUUAGCAACGGAGCGCCUGAGUUCAGCACCCUGGAGCGCCGCAGUCGCUCCAGAGUCUCCUCUCUCAUCAAGGCCUUUAACUCCGACGGCGUCAGGGAUGGAGGGGGGCCGGACGGGAAACUCAAGGAAUGGAAUAACGAGGGAAACUGGGAUAGGUCGACUCUGAUGAGCAUCCAGAGGGACGUUUCAGAGAUUUCUACGGCCUAUGGCCAAAACGUGAACAGCACCCCCUUCUCUCCCUCCGGCCCGUGUUCCUCACAGGCGAGCUUCUACUCCUCCCAGGUCGCCACGGCUCACCUCGACUCCUCGUCCUCCUCCUUCAUGAGGUCCUCCCACAGUCAGCACAGCGUGACCUCCCUGUACAGCUCCAGCGUCCCCAACGUCUUCAUCCACAGCGAGUACAGCCCGUUCAGGGUGUGGCGGCGGACGCACGACCGCUACCCCUACCAGCACGGGGACGUCUCCGGGUACAUGGACCGCUCGGGUUUCCAGACGUGGUACGAGACACCUCUGUACAAGGAGCUAUCUCUAGGACCGGAGACACAGCGCGUGCCCAUGCAGGAGCAGUGGGCCGCCGAGCCGCCCCCGAGGAAACCCCUGGAGCACGUGGCGCUGCCCCCGGCGCCGCGCUCCAGCUCGACGUCCGCCGUGCUGCACACAGCCUCCGCCGUGCAGAAGCGCUGUGAGUCAGAGCUGGCCGAGUUCCACACCAUGAGGAAACGGACGCAGAGCCUCGGGAACAACAAGCCCCCGUCCCAGCGGCCGUCCAUCGUCUCCCCCACCACCGAGAUGCGGCGGCGGGGGCGGGGGCGGGCCACCACUCUGAACUCCAUCGCCGACCUGCAGCAGAAGUUCAGAACGAUGACCUCUGAGCGCGGCGUCACAGCGGAGGUGAUGGGGGAUCCGCACGGUGCGCUCCCCGGAAACGAUGGCUUCAUUCAAUUCGCGAACUGCAACAGCGCCACCGCUGUGGCGGGGGCAGCGGUUGUCGGCAGUAACGCAUACCCCGCUCCCUUCAGCACAGGCCAGUCACGCACACUGGGUGUCUGCGCCCCCCAAGAGGUGGGGGCAUCAGAGGUCAAUCAGUGUGCCCUCUCGCCCCCCGCCAUGGAACAUGCCCCAGUGCGGGCAGAGAGCCGCGGAGCGACGCCCGACGUCAGGCUGUCCGGCUACAAAGCCAGGGCCACGAGCCUCCUCUUCAACCUCAGGGACAACAGGAAGAGUGUGAAGAGCACGUACAGCCCUCCUAAGUUCAUAGCUCUGGAGAACUGUGACAGGAACAAGCAGGUUAUCAAGAAGGACGGCAUGGAGCCCAGAGACACGGUUAUUAACAUACCCGAGUUCCAGGAUUCAGACCUUCCCCAGGUGGUGAUGCAGCAGGGACCCAGUGUGGACCCACACACCCCCUCACACCCUCCUUUAACAGGCUAUCAUAGUCCUGGGGUAACGGCAUUCAAUCCCCAUCUCCCCGCAGCGUACCAGGCCCAACGGAAAGACCACGUUUCCGGGGAUUACCUGAAACCUCCCACACAAAGUGAGAUGUUUCAUCACGCUGGAGUCAAUAGUUACUCUCAGGACGAGUGCACAAGCACUCCGCUCGCUCAUGGACAUGUUCAGCAACAAGAAUGCGUCCCGUCAUUUGCUAACAAAAUGCAUGCAAACAAUAUGAGUAAGACUGCAACUUCAGUAGGCCACCAAUACCGACAGGAAAAAGACAAUCAAUCAGGCAUCUCUAAUACGAUAAGCAUGGCUGCCUCUCCACAACCAGAUGCUAUUUACUCAGCAAUAGAGGUGCCUAGAUUACAUGUUGAUUAUACAAAUCAAACAGCAUAUCAAAUGAAUACGGCAAGUGCUAAGCAGUAUUUGAAAGAAUCAACGCGGGGUGAUAUGACUCGUGUCGAUAGAUAUGAGCAAGUGAAAGACAACAAAUACGCUUUCAGUGACCUGUCCUCAACAGACAGCUGGACACACCAGUGUCGGGAAAAAGAGACUCCCUAUGUGAUGGACAAAUUGAACGUUCAAUUGCCAACAGAAGCCGCUCCCUUGACAGAAAAUGACCCAAAUGCACAAUUUUACCCAGAAAUGGAUAUGUUGACAGAUAUGUUACUUUUACCACCACCGGAAUAUGGAUCUAGCGAAGAUUGGAAUAUGAGUAGCACUAAAACGCAAGACAACUUGGAGUUUGAUGAGAGCAAAGCUGAGGGAUUCCCUGUUUAUCCACAAAAGGAUGGCUUGCAUCCUCCUUAUCACACAUCGGUGAACCCUUACCUUUCAAACCAGACAAACCAAGUGCAGCAAUAUACUGCAUGUAGUACUCAGUCUACACCUGGAGAUGCUGCAGCCAAUGAAAAACAGCCCAGUAGAACAUUACAGGAAUAUCGAGUUCACAAUCAGCAAGAUGGAAUAAAGGAAAUCCAGUCAACUGAAAAAUACCCUCAAAUUAGGGGUACAGAGCAAGAACACACAAAGCAAAAGUCAUAUGGUGCUGAUGGCCAUGACAACUACAUGUUCACGCAGGAAUCUUCUCAGAUACAAAAGGAUAUUGAAGUGCUUGAGACGACGAACAAACUGAGAGAUCCACAAGAUGCCGUAAAACAGCAGUGUGAGCUCAAUUUGAAGGAAAAAACAUUAACAGCUAACCAAAUGCAAAGUAUGGCCAAACCACAGUUUUUGAAAAAUCAAGAUCGAGAAAUACAACUUGUUAAUGUCAAAGAAAAAGCAAAGGGGAAAAUAAACGAAAAACAUAUUCAAACAGAGUUGUCUAAACAACUAGAAUGGGCUCAAACAUUGCAGACAAAAUUAGAAUCGGUCAGAGCAGGGUUGACAGAGGAGCUGGUCACACACAGAGCCACAGUAGGCCAAACAGAACAGAUUACAGAACCAGUCUUGGUAGAGGGUCAGCCACAUGGAGAGGAAACCAUAACGGACAAGGUACACGUUGUGCAAAGUAAAGAUGUAAACAUUACAGAGCAAGAGGACAAGCAGGUCAGAGCACACCCAGCAGAAGUAGACCAGGGAAUGAAAUCACAACAAAACAAAGACGAUCGUUCAACGGCGGAGCUUAAAGAGGGGUCAACGGCCGAGGAGGACGAGGUUGAGGUAGCCCAAAAAGAAUGUAUUGAAACAAUAAGAAUCAGCCCCGAUGGAAAAGCAAAGGGAGAGGUGCUAGCUGGGAGAGAACCGGGAGCAGAACAAGCUAAAGAAGGGCAGGAACCAGCAGGGACAAUUCCAGCCGGAGUUCUCAAAAUGAAACAGUCGGAACAAGUUCAAACAGUCACCGGGGCCCCAGUUGAACCUAUAAAAGCGCAGCUUAGCAAAACAGGAAUAGAAAAAGCAAAGCUGCCUAAAAUGGAUGAAACAAAAGCUGUCUACAUUAAAGUUGACGAUGACAUUAAAGUGAAAGGCAAGGAUGAGCUACUUAGAGCAGAGAAGAUCAAUGCAGAUCCACCUAAAGUGGAAAAGGUCAAAGAUCCAUUUAGAACAAAACCGGCACCGGCAGAACACGCCAAAGUGAAAAUAGAGAAGGCCAAAGAAGAACCGAACAAAGUAGUGACAGCAGGGGAUGAGCCACCCAGCACAGAGCAAGGCCGGGCGAGGAUGGAACAUGCAAAAAUAGAACAUGCAAAAGAAAAACGAGAACACGCAAAAGCACUAUCUGAGAAAAGGAUGGAGCAUUCUGUUGAAUCACUAUUGAUAAGAAAGGCAGAAAAGGAUAAGCUCAAACAGGAGCCAGGCCGGGUGGAGAAGGUUAAGACGGAGCUAGCCAAAGCCAGAGCUGAGUUAGCCGAAUUUAAGGAGAAAAUGAAAGAGGAGCAAAAAGUAAAACAGACCAAUGCCAUCGUGUCAAAGGAAGUCGACAAAAACAUUCUCCAGAAGGAAAAACACCCGCCCCCAUACCAACAAACCGAGGAGACACCUGUCAUAGUUCUGGUUGAUGAGUAUGAACGUGUGAGGGAGAAAUAUGGUUUCAGUGAAACAGCUUUAGCCAAUAAAAACCUGGCCAGUGCCAACGAUGUCGCCUCCCCAAGCCAGGACAUGGAAAUGUCACGACCGCAUAGUGCUAAAGGUGAAGAGGCAUCAGGUAUCAGCAAACCAAGGGAUGCAGAGAAUCCCCAGAUUGCCACUGAGGACGAGGCCAAGAGACCAAACGCUAAAGGCGAGGAAUUCAGGGAGAACCGAUAUGUUUACAGUGAAACCUCCAAAGAGUUUAAAUUAACAAGCCCAUAUGAUUCUUCUUCUUCACUUGUAACUCAACAAAUGGAAAGGGAAAUAGGUGUUGUUAAAAACACGAAGGACAAGGUGUUAAAUACCAAACCAGGGCCUGUGAGUGCCAACAUAGACGUUUCGCAGCCAGGAGGAUCCAACAUUAAUCCAACUAAAUCUCACAUGAACAUUAACACACAUGAAAGACAACUAAAUCCAAAUAAAUAUUCACAUUCAACUCCUUCACGGACUUUGAGCCAUAAAGAGAGGACCCAGACCAAGCAGGAAAUACUGACGUCUAAGAUAAAAGCUCAUGCUGAAAAGGAGAUUUCGGCGAUAAAGGAAAAGCAUUUCGCAAGUGGAAAGAGCGUACAGCAGAGGCUGCCAUCGCAAGAGGUCACUAAGCCGCUUGACAAAAAUAUCCCUCACAGCGUUGCACCAAGGGAUCAGCAUGCUACAGCACCAUUGAAAACCUCUAUCCCCAACAGUGAAACCACACCACCUGUAAUGCCCUCAAAUGCAACACAAAAGCAAGAACCUUUAAAACGUGUUCAAGACACUGUUGUACCGCAACCCAUGGCAUUAAAAGAAACAAAAAAUAUCAAUAACAGAAAUGAAGAAUUGAAGGCGAGAGAGAAGAAAUGUGCAACAAAGGCAACAUCUCAGAUCAAGGAGGAGAAUCCUAUCAGCCUUGGAAAAGAAGAAGUGAUGAAAGUAAACGUUAUCCAUCAGGCCGCCGAGGACGUCACCACACCUCAGAAGACCAAAGCACAUCCACCACCAUCAAAGCCAGAAGAAAGUCCUCAAAAUGAGACUCCUCAAAGCUCAGACGCAGCGAUAGGGGAAACACUUCAACGUCCUGAAGGGGCACCGUUGGUAAAACUUGGGUUCGGUCAGGAUGAGGCCCCAGCCAAUGACGACAGUUUGCAGAUCAUGGGAAUAAUGGUUACUGUUAGAGCAAAAGCUGAAACAGUGGGCACUAACGAUGAAGAUGGAGGUGCUAUAAAGGAAGCCCGAGAGAAAGCAAAGAUUGAUUCUGAAAUUAAUGAUGACAUUAAACCGCCUGGCAUCCUGUGUCUGGAAACAACAAAAGAAAAUAUUGCACAAGAUAUUUCUAACGGUAGAACAGAGGAGGAAAAACAAUUUGUACACGCAUCCCAGCCCACUGUCGGAAUGCGGUACACUAAAGUGGGUGCAAAUAACCAUCCUGAAAAUGAACCAGAAGAAACAACAGAUCAUCUGGAAAACAAGAUGGCUGACCUCACUUAUAAAAGGCUGACUGCACAAAAAGAAAGCUCUUUAAUGAGAAAAACAUCGAACAGUCACGCUGUCCAUCAAGGAGACCCUGUGGCCGAUAAAGAGAAUUCCUCUACGAGUAUGAAACCUGCUCCUAAUAAACCAGGGAAAACUCAACCCAUCCUCUUCAAGCAGGGGAAAAUAACUGAAAAGGCAAAGAUCUACACAAAUAAAAAUAGCAGUGAGGCAAAAAGCAACGUCAAAGGUAAUGUUGAAGUGGGCAAUGAUCCCUCACUGGCAAAAGCAAUGGAAAUAGGGUUUGACUCCCAAACGUCUUCUUUGAAAAGUGACAUCAAGAGUUCCAAAAUGCAGAGCCACCCAGCCUCAGAAAAAUACAAAAUGGCCGAUCCUAUCCCUUUAACAAAAACGGACAAAGUACAAGAUGGAGGAAGUGUGCCCCUCCUGGUAGACGAGAGAACACACCCAUCCCUACCGGAAGCAGAACCUCAGAACAAAAACAGCACCUUUCCUGAAUUAAAAGGACCCGAAAAUGUGCAUAUAUCUAUAGGUCAGCAAGGUGCAAGGACACCUGGUGAAGAGAAUCAUCAAGAAGAUGGAAAUGUGCACAUAGGCUGCAUUGCUGUUCGAGUAGUGCAAGGGGUAAUUGUACAAGACGACCAAGAGAAAGCAGGCAAGGAAGUAGUUGCAAUUCAAAGUCUUGCUGAAACAAUGAACACAGAAAGAAACAGGGACGGAGCCCUACCCUUAACACCAGCAAUCAAACCGUCUGCUGAAAACGUUGUCCACCAAGUCCAACACAUGGGAUCCACUAACCAGAGCCGCAAGGUCACCGACAGCAGUGAAUCAAAACGCGAUGAAGAUGAACAAUCUAAGAUGGCUUCAGCCAAAGCAGUGGGUGAAAGCAAUACCACGGUCCAGGCAACAGAGGAAGAGUAUUUCCAGUUUCAGGGGGUAACAGAAAGAAGCCAGGAACCAGAUGACGCUAUGCUAGACAGCACAGGUGUGCCAGGUUUGCCCAAGGAACACACAGAAGAAUUAAGUGAACCGAGAACGUCUACAAGUGGAGAUGUUACCGGUUUGCAAUCUGACAAAACUUCUGUGAAAACAGAACCGUCCUCGCAGCCGAAAGCAGAGCAAGUGACAAAUGAAGACAAGGUUUUAGACAACACCAGCAAGACCACUAUGGAAUCUGAUUCAGCAGCCUCUGAAAAUAUGAGUCAAAGUGAUAAAAGUGGGCAAGAUACAAAGAACAGCCGUCUAUUCCCAGAGAGACAAAGCAAUCAAAGGUUACAUAAUACAGAGACCGGGCAGGACGUUCCGAUUUUAAAACAGGCCACGCAGAAUACAUUUCAUGCAUCAGGAAAGGAAAAGCAGAGUGUAAGGGAUUCUCAUUCAACCAGGAAUAAUAGAGUAAGUGCAUCCAAGGAACAGCCUUAUGACAAACAAGAAGCCAAAUCCAAACCUAGGGCCUCCACAAUACCAGAGAUUUCGGCUAUUGCGGACUACGCCAGAUUGAAAGUGAUCGCUGCAGAAGACGAGCCAGAUACAAUACAGGAAUUCCCUCCGAACAAAAAGGAAGGCUUUUUCCCCAUGAUACAGUCUCAUCACAGCAGGCGCCCAGUCUUCACUGCAGAGACACCAGAGCGAAAGACGGUGAGUAAGAAGACAGUGUCGAGGGAGCCAGAACCAAGCCCCAAAGUGGAAAAGGAGCCCAAACAUCUAGUGUUUUCAACCAUGGAACAAGACCACAAAAGGACUGGAAUGUUCAAACUGAGAGAAAAAGAAAAUGUGCUUUCAGAUGUCAAAACAAAAGACAAGGCAGAUGAUGAUAAAAUGCGUACACAAGAUCCUACAGGGACUCCCCAGGCAGGGUCUGAAGACUUCCAGUAUUGGUCACGGGACACGGCCAAACCUGCAGGUCCAACGUUGAGUUCCUCCGCCAAUAUCAACCAAACAAAUACAUCUUUAUCACAGCACUCGGCUCAGCCUGACAACUCCACUACGACCGAAAGACCCCAAGGUGACGAAGUAUUUACUGAACCAAGGACAGGGCCACAGGUGGAUCACAAUUCACAUCAACAAGCCAUGUUUGGGAAAAUGUUCAACAAAGGCAAGAACAGAGGGGACAGAAGCAAUGCAAUAGUGAGCGAGGCAAAAUCCAAAGAGAAUGAGGAGGCAAUGGCAGCCAAACAGAGACAGGAAAAUAAAAUCAUUCAACAGAUUAACGAGGAGAGGAGAGCUACUCUGGAGACCCAGAAAAGAGAAGCGAGGAGAGCCAGAGAGAGAGAGGCCAGAGCUGCUAGGAUCGAGGAGGAUAGGAGGGAGACCCAGAGAGAAGCAGAUAGAAUGGCAGAGGAGGAAAGGAGGGAGACCCAGAGAGAAGCAGAUAGAAUGGCAGAGGAAGAAAGGAUGGCACAGCUGCUCAAAGAGAAAGCUGCUCAGGAGGAGAUGGAGAAGAAAAGAGAGGAGGAGAAUAGAGUGGUUGAGGAGGAGUGGAGAAAGAAAAGGAGAGAAGAAGAAAGGAGGAAGAAGGAGACGGAAGAGAGGAUCGCCGCCCAGAUCCAGGAGGAGAUGAGGAGGGCCAAACAGCGGGAGGAGGAGAGACGCGCGCUUGAGGAAGAGGCACGAGUAGCAAAGGAGGUGGAGGACAAGAGGAGGGACAGGCGGCGAGAGGAGGACAGAAGAGUAGCUCAGAUACAGGCGGAGAGGAGGGUCGCUCAGGUAGAGGAGCAGAGGAGAGAGAGGGAGGAGGAGAGGAGAGAGAGGGAGGAGGAGAGGAGAGAGAGGGAGGAGGAGAUGGCCCGAGCAGAGGAAGAGAGGAGGGCGAAACACCGAGAGAUAGAACAGAGGAUAAAGGAGCACGAGGAAAGGAGAGCUGCCAAGCUGGAGGAGGACAGAAUGAACAGAAAGCAAGAAGAGGCUCACAGGCAGCAGGAAAGACGAGGAGAAACCAGAGAGGAGGGAGAGCUGCCUGCUCCGAUGGAGGAGCGUGAGGGACAACAGGUGGGGAUGGAGGGAGCUCCACCUUCUCCACGGAUGGAGCCGAGGAGAGCAGCUCCGUGGAUGGACGCUCUGCAGUACUACGCCAUCAGCUCCUCGGCAAACUCCAAGGAUAAACAACCGCUCUCCCCCGUGUCCCCCCGGAGACGAGGGGAGCCCACCAAGCUGGGGUCCACCCCGGACGAGUCUCUCAGUAGUCCUCCAGCCCCGUCCUCUCCGGCGCCGGUUCCCCCCCGCUCCACGGCCUCGUCCCCCGCCCCGGGACCCAGGCCCACCAUGUUCAGGGUGAAGGACAACACCCUGAGGGCGUCCUCGCUGACCAAGUCGGUCAAGCCGCGCCUGCACAAGAGCUUCGGCGAGGACUUCAGGGUGGGCUCCCCGCUGGCCGAGCGCAGGGGGCCGGACAGAACCGAGGAGGAGCGCGACGGAGCGAGACGCAGCGCUGGAACGCCCGUCCACCAAGACACCGUCAGCAGGUCCUACAGACUGCCCAGUGCGAAGGAGUCAAUGCCGCCGCCGUCGGUGCCAGAGCCCCGCGCCGCCCGGGCAGAUCACCGGCCCUACUCCCGGAGGAGCACGGCCCCGGACGAGGACGACUCUCGCUCCUGCGUCAGUAACGUGUCCGAGGACGUGGAGAGCUUCGCCACCAGUGUGGGGGACAUGUCUGAUUUCAGGGGCUUCUGCGACUACGACAGGCCCGAGUCGGCGUGCAGCUUCAGCAGCGACGUGUCCCGCUCCCUGGGGAAGCCUCCGUCUGUGCCGCCCAAGAGCGACAAGGCACUGAGGCGGGCGCUGCGGCUCACCACGCGCAGGAUCAAGAAGGGCUUGAUGAAGACGUCUGAGGAGGGCCCCGUCCCAGAGGAGGACCCCCUCCGCUCAGCCGGCAGUUCCUCCUCCAGCACCAGUGAGCUCCGGUCCUCCUCCCACCACGCCCGGGCUUCUCCUCACUUCUCUGCUCCUUUCUCCCUCACCCACGCCCCGGCACCGGCCUCUAGCGCGCCCUCCUCCUAUGCCGAAACGCCCGCCGCUUACCGCUACCCCCACGCCUCGCCGCACGCCACUGGCUCCAUCAGCUCCCCUCACGCCGCUGGCUCCAUCAGCACCCCUCACGCCGCUGGCUCCAUCAGCACCCCUCACGCCACUGGCUCCAUCAGCACCCCUCACGCCACUGGCUCCAUCAGCUCCCCUCACGCCGCUGGCUCCAUCAGCACCCCUCACGCCACUGGCUCCAUCAGCACCCCUCACGCCGCUGGCUCCAUCAGCUCCCCUCACGCCACCCUCCCUGUCUCCCCCCCAUUCGCCUCCGCUCACACCAGCGCCCCCACCCCGCAUGUCAGCGCCCCCGCGUACCCCCCAGUGGCCUCCCCUCGCCGCGCCCCCGCCGCCCCUCCUCAGGUGACCCCUAAACCCAUGGCUAGUACCCCCUCUUCCCCUGUUCUCCGCAGGCGCUCGGCAGUGACCCCGGUGAGGCAGUACCACGUGGAGCCCGGCUACGCCCCGUCCUACCCGCUCACCCAGCCCAAGGUGCUGCAGGACCCGGGCUCCGGCCAGUACUACGUGGUGGAGAUGCCCGUCGAGGUCCAGACCAAGACCUUCUUCGACCCCGAGACGGGCAAGUUCGUCCAGCUGAACGUGCGUCAGUCGGCCCGGGGGGGCUUCCAGGCCCCGGCCCAGCACGCGGCCUAUCAGCAGCCUCGGAUCGCCCAGCCCCAGAUGCACGUCCAGGCGCUGCCGCAGGCGUACCCCCAGGUGGCCACGCCCGGGAAGUCCUUCGUGGUGUACCCGGGGUACCCCCCGGGGCGGCAGGCCACGCCCGUGUCCACGCUGCCCCCCCAGAGGUCGUACUCGGGGAUGUCUCUCCCUGAGACCCUGCCCCCCCCGGGGCAGUCCGCCAGGGGGGGUCAGAACGAUAGCUACCAUGGGUACAACUCGGAGGAAACUCCUUAUAUGGACACGGCCUAUGAGACGGACACGAUAUGUGACACAAACAAAGUCCACCGUGGGGCCUACGAGAAGCACCCCGAGGCGCGCACAGACGGAGGGGUUCAGGAGGGGUCCUUGGGCUACGAGAACGAUACGAUACCGGCCCGGUCCAGCCAAGAACAGCGUGACAUCAUAGCCAUGAGUGAGCUGGAGGACUUCAUGGAUGUGUCUGAUUGGUGAGAGGAGGAAAUAGACAGGCUAGGUUGCGGGGGGUUUACUUUGUUUAAAGGAGAAAGAGUUAUUAAAAUAUAUAAAACAUAAAGUAUUUUUCACAUAGAGUAGUAUACACAGCACCUUCACCACGGCUGAACAAAUAUAAAGAUAUAUGCUAAAAUAUUUAAGAGUAAGUAAAACACGUACGAGUAUGUAUUUUGAAUAAAUAUUUGAUUUGUCAUGGUUUUAUAUGUGACAUCUGUAGUUGCAAAGGGCCUCUUUGAUUGUUUCUCUUUUACUUUGAAUGAAAGGUCCCGUAAACCAUCAAACUGCUGCUGUUAUACAGUUUGGAUGGCUAAAGUGUAUAAAUUGUGUUACAGAAAUGUGUACCAUUCCAUUUGAUUUCAUUUUUUUUGUGUUUGUGUUCCACAUGAGACACUCAGCAUUUCUCUCAUACAUACGAACACGGUGUGUCGACGCCCCCGAGAACAAGUCUGUCGUGAAACCACCGCGGACAAAUGGGAUGUAAUCUGUGUACAGUGUUCACUCAGAAGGAUAGACACGGGCACAGUGCUCCUAGACCCAGACCGGUGCUUUAAUGAUCUGCUCCUGUAGGUACAUGUGCUCCGUCAUCGCCGACCGUCAUGAUCUGGUGUCAUGUUCAGAUGCAGGUGUUGUGCUGAACACCUUGUGAAACCAUCGCAGACACGCAGAUGCGCCUGAUGGUUUGUUGCUUCAGUCGAGAUGACACGGUGAUGAAAGGAGUUAAUCAAGGCUGUUUUAAGGUUUCAUUUCACAAAGAUAUUGUCUGUUUCUCCAGUGGGAGUCGUCUGAGGUGCUUCGGCCGUGCGGUGGAACAGUGUAGAUUGACGUUUGUAGGCAAAACAAUUAAGCCCCCCCCCCUUUUCAGCAAAUGCUGAAUGUGCACCUUAAAAAUAAAGGUUAAAAAUAAGCAAAAUACUUAAAAAGAUUAA
Molecule: messenger RNA, 12895 nt
Organism: Gadus macrocephalus (Pacific cod)
Lineage: Eukaryota; Metazoa; Chordata; Actinopteri; Gadiformes; Gadidae
Gene: c15h10orf71
Product: microtubule-associated protein futsch
Exons: 2
Coding region: 867-11948 (3693 amino acids)
Biological process (GO): positive regulation of calcineurin-NFAT signaling cascade
Cellular component (GO): Z disc
Source: RefSeq, a predicted model, not a curated record